CGAGACGGCGGCCGACCUUUAUAAGGGGCGCGGGAGAGCCACCGCUUCACUCGUCGUUCGUGGAAAGAAUCGUCGCUUGGUUGUAGCCACGAGCUUUUUGUUGUUUGUCGUCUACGCCCUUCUUAACCCUGGUGAAAAUGCGUGAAUGUAUAAGUGUUCAUAUCGGUCAAGCCGGAGUCCAGAUUGGUAAUGCCUGUUGGGAACUUUACUGCCUGGAACAUGGCAUUCAACCGGACGGACAGAUGCCCAGUGAUAAAACUAUGGGCGGUGGAGACGAUUCCUUUAAUACGUUUUUUAGCGAAACCGGAGCCGGAAAACACGUUCCCAGAGCCGUUUUUGUCGACUUGGAACCUACGGUUGUCGACGAGGUGAGAACGGGAACCUAUCGUCAACUUUAUCAUCCGGAACAACUGAUUACCGGAAAAGAGGAUGCCGCGAAUAACUACGCCAGAGGACAUUACACUAUCGGAAAGGAAAUUGUGGAUCUCGUGUUGGAUCGCAUUCGUAAAUUAGCCGACCAAUGCACGGGAUUGCAAGGUUUCUUAAUUUUCCACAGCUUCGGAGGAGGCACCGGUUCCGGUUUCACCUCCUUAUUGAUGGAAAGGCUAUCUGUGGAUUACGGAAAGAAGUCUAAGCUAGAAUUUUCUAUUUACCCCGCACCUCAGGUAUCCACUGCGGUAGUUGAACCGUAUAACUCCAUCUUAACGACUCACACUACGUUAGAACAUUCUGACUGUGCCUUCAUGGUUGAUAACGAAGCAAUUUACGAUAUAUGUCGACGCAACUUGGACAUAGAAAGACCUUCGUACACUAAUCUGAACAGACUUAUUAGUCAGAUAGUGUCUUCCAUAACCGCGUCUCUCCGUUUUGAUGGGGCGUUGAACGUUGAUUUGACAGAGUUCCAGACUAAUUUAGUACCGUAUCCCAGAAUCCACUUUCCUUUAGUUACCUACGCUCCCGUUAUCUCUGCCGAAAAGGCCUACCACGAACAAUUGACGGUUGCAGAAAUUACCAAUGCUUGUUUCGAGCCCGCAAAUCAAAUGGUUAAAUGUGAUCCUCGCCACGGCAAAUACAUGGCGUGUUGUAUGCUUUACAGAGGAGACGUUGUUCCUAAGGAUGUAAAUGCAGCCAUUGCUGCCAUUAAAACCAAAAGAUCAAUCCAGUUUGUAGACUGGUGCCCUACGGGUUUCAAGGUUGGAAUAAAUUAUCAGCCUCCAACCACUGUUCCUGGAGGUGACUUGGCAAAAGUUCCUAGAGCUGUUUGCAUGCUCUCCAACACUACUGCUAUUGCAGAAGCUUGGGCUAGAUUGGACCACAAAUUUGAUCUCAUGUAUGCCAAGCGUGCCUUUGUUCAUUGGUACGUGGGAGAAGGUAUGGAAGAAGGCGAAUUUUCGGAAGCCAGAGAAGAUCUGGCUGCUCUGGAGAAAGAUUACGAAGAAGUGGGAAUGGAUUCUCUGGAAGGAGGUGAAGAAGAGGGGGAGGAAUACUAAAUGCAUUUCGAAAUAUAAUUUGCUAGAAUGGCAAAUUUCCAUGCUUUUGUAUUUCGAUUAAAGUAUUAAAACUCGCAACUGUUUUUUGCAAAUUGA
Molecule: messenger RNA, 1586 nt
Organism: Centruroides sculpturatus (bark scorpion)
Lineage: Eukaryota; Metazoa; Arthropoda; Arachnida; Scorpiones; Buthidae
Product: tubulin alpha-1B chain-like
Exons: 6
Coding region: 138-1490 (450 amino acids)
Biological process (GO): mitotic cell cycle; microtubule cytoskeleton organization
Cellular component (GO): cytoplasm; microtubule
Molecular function (GO): GTP binding; structural constituent of cytoskeleton
Source: RefSeq, a predicted model, not a curated record